Eremothecium gossypii ATCC 10895 is the source of this 1071-nucleotide messenger RNA. Its product is annotated as 3'-5'-exodeoxyribonuclease. The record is from RefSeq and is marked provisional. Bases 1 to 1071 code for a protein of 356 amino acids. Gene Ontology annotation, cellular component: cytosol. Gene Ontology annotation, molecular function: 3'-5'-DNA exonuclease activity. NCBI's taxonomy places the organism in Eukaryota, Fungi, Ascomycota, Saccharomycetes, Saccharomycetales, Saccharomycetaceae. The transcript has a single exon.
AUGAGCAAACUGCGUUACUAUGACAUAGCCGUGAACCUGGCGGACCCGAUGUUCCAGGGCGUCUACCGGGGCAAGGCGCGGCACGGUGGAGACUUGGCAGCAGUGCUCGAGCGCUGUCGUGGUGCACGGGUUGAUGUGCUUCUGGCGACAGGCUCGUCGCUGGCGGAGAGCGCCCACACACGCGCGCUGGUGCGGGAAUACGCGGGUAAUGGCCCACGGCUGCUGUACACGGCGGGUGUACACCCAUGCUGUGCGGAUGAGCUUGCGCGGCCCGGGGCGCUGGCGGAACUGCGGCAGCUGUGGGCAGAGUGCGCUGGAGACGAGACGUUCCGGGCGCUAGGGGAGAUGGGGCUGGACUACGACCGGCUGGAGCACGCUGGGCGGCCCGCGCAGCUGCGCGCGUUCGAGGCGCAGCUACGGCUGAGCUGCGAGUUUGCGGCGGUGCCGCUGUUUCUGCACAUGCGUGCGAGCUGCGCGGAUUUCAUCGAGAUGAUGGGCCGGUUCGUGCGCGGGUUUACAAGCGCGGACGAGCUCGACGAGGAGCUGCGGGCCGCGGGCGCGCGCGGCGCGAACGCGAGCGGCCGGACUGAGUACCGGUUUGCGGCGGAGCGCAAAAUGGUGGUGCAUUCGUUCACGGGGACGGCAGCCGAGCUGGACGCGCUACUGGCGCUGUCACCGCACGUAUACAUAGGGCUCAACGGAGCGUCGCUGCGGACCGCGGAGGGUCUGGAAAACGCGCGGCGCCUGCCGCUACAGCGGCUGCUGCUGGAGACCGACGCGCCGUGGUGCGAGAUCCGGCGCACGCACGCGGCACACGAGCUGAUAGCCGAGGGCGGCCCGGAGGCGUGGCGCGAGGCUUACCCGGACUUGACCGAGUGGUACGAGAGCGUCCGGGCGGAGCGCUUGGACCGGGUGCCCGAGGGCGAACGCGCGCACACCAUGGUGCGGUCGCGCAACGAGCCGUGCGCAAUAGGGCAAGUGGCGGUGGCGGUGGCGCGCGCGCGCGGCGUUUUAGUGACCGAGGUGGCCGAAGCGGCGUGGCAAACUGCAUGCGCGGUGUACGGAUCGUGA